Molecule: messenger RNA, 929 nt
Organism: Podarcis lilfordi (Lilford's wall lizard)
Lineage: Eukaryota; Metazoa; Chordata; Lepidosauria; Squamata; Lacertidae
Source: the annotation of a GenBank genome assembly
AAAAUCAAACUCAUGUCACUCAGUUUAUCCUUCUGGGAUUCCGAGAGCUGAAGAAUCUGCAGGUCCUUCUGUUUCUGGGGUUCCUUGCAAUCUACAUUGUCACCAUGGCAGGGAAUCUUCUCAUUCUUGUGCUUGUAGUCAGUGAUCAACACCUUCACACCCCCAUGUACUUUUUCCUUGGAAACCUAUCUUGUUUAGAGAUCUGCUACAGCUCAACACUCAUACCUGUAUUGCUUACCACUCUCUUGUGGGAUGGAAAGGUCAUUUCAUUUGAGAGCUGCUUCCUGCAGUUAUUUUUCUUUGGCUACUGUUUGGGUGCAGAAUGUUACUUGCUUUCUGUGAUGUCCUAUGACAGGUAUUUAGCAAUAUGUAAGCCACUGCAUUAUGCAACCGCUAUGAACACCAGGAAGUGUGUCCAAUUAGCAGCCGUGUCCUGGACAAAUGGUGUCAUAGGCAUUUCCAUAAUCAUGGCUGCUAUGCUGCAGCUUACAUACUGUGGCCCCAAUGAAAUCGAUCAUUACUUCUGUGAUUCCGUGCCACUUAAAAAACUUUCAUGCAGUGACACAAAUUUGGUAGAGCAUGUCAAUUUAACUUUGCUGUUUAUAUACACUAUGCCCCCAUUUCUACUGACUCUAGCAUCCUACAUAUACAUUAUAAGGGCAAUCUUAAGAAUCUCAUCGACCACUGGAAGGCAAAAGGCCUUCUCCACAUGUUCCUCUCACCUCAUUGUUGUUUCAACUUACUAUGGCUCUUUAACAGCUGUGUAUCUCUUACCAAAGUCCUCUUCAAUUAACAAGGCCUUUUCUCUUUUGUAUACAAUUCUUCCUCCUCUAGUAAACCCCCUCAUAUAUAGCCUGAGGAAUAAAGAGGUGAAGAGGGCCUUCAGAAAGGCAAAAAAUAGGAUAGCAAAUUUCAAAAUAUUUCAAAAU